AUGACCUCGCCCCAUUCUCCCUCUUUCCAUCACCCUGCCCCAUUCUCCCUCUUUCCAUCACCCCACCCCCCCUCUCCUCCUCUUUCCAUCACUCCGCCCCGUUCUUCCUCUUUCCAUCACCGCGCCCCGUUCUCCCUGUUUCGAUCACCCGCCCCGUUCUCCCUUUCUAUCACCCGCCCCGUUCUCCCGCUUUCCAUCACCCCGCCCCAUUCUCCCGCUUUCCAUCAACCCGCCCCAUUCUCCCGCUUUCCAUCACCCCGCCCCAUUCUCCCGCUUUUCAUCACCCCGCCCCAUUCUCCCACUUUCCAUCACCCCGCCCCAUUCUCCCUCUUUCCAUCACCCCGCCCCAUUCUUCCUCUUUCCAUCACCUCACCCCGUUCUCCACUUUCCAUCACCCCGCCCCGUUUUCCAUUUCCGUCACCCCGCCUUCUUCUCCCUCUCUCCAUCACCCGCCCCGGCCUUCCUCUUUCCAUCACCCCGCCCCAUUCUCCCUCUUUCCAUCACCCCGCCCCAUUCUCCAUCUAUCCAUCACCCCGCCCCAUUCUCCCUCUUUCCAUCACCCCGCCCCAUUCUCCGCUUUCCAUUGCCCGCCCCAUUCUCCCUUUCCAUUGCCCCCGCCCAUUCCUGCUUUCCAUGACCACCGCCUCGUUCUCUGCUUCCAUGACCCCGCCCCGUUCUCCCGCCUUCCAUCACCCCGCCCCAUUCUCCCGCUUUCCAUCAACCCGCCCCAUUCUCCCUCUUUCAUCACCCCGCCCCAUUCUCCCGCUUUCCAUCACCCCGCCCCGUUCUCCCGCUUUCCAUCACCCCGCCCCAUUCUCCUGCUUUCCAUCACCCCGCCCCAUUCUCCGCUUUCCAUCACCCCGCCCCAUUCUCCCGCUUUCCAUCACCCUGCCCCAUUCUCCCGCUUUCCAUCACCCAGCCCCAUCUCUGCAUUCCAUCGUCCCGCCCCAUUCUCCCGCUCUCCAUCACCCCGCCCAAUUCUCCCGCUUUCCAUCACCCCGCCCCUUUCUCCUGGUUUCUAUCGCCCCGCCCCAUUCUCCUGCUUUCCAUGACCCGCCCAUUCUCCCACUUUCCAUCACCCCGCCCCAUUCUCCCUCUUUCCAUCACCCCGCCCCAUUCUCCCUCUGCCUAUAA
Molecule: messenger RNA, 1134 nt
Organism: Closterium sp. Yama58-4
Lineage: Eukaryota; Viridiplantae; Streptophyta; Zygnematophyceae; Desmidiales; Closteriaceae
Source: the annotation of a GenBank genome assembly